AUGGCUUACGAGAUUAUCGACAACAUCGCGGCUGAAGGGGCUCCCUACUACACGCCUGCUCAAGAUCCCCCAGCAGGUACUCAGACCAGCGGCUCAACCAAGGUCUUCACACCCAUCACCAUCCGAGGCGUCACAUUCCCAAACCGUCUCUUCCUUGCCCCUCUCUGCCAGUACUCCGCCAAAGAUGGAUAUGCCACUGAUUGGCACUUGACUCAUCUUGGAGGCAUUAUCCAACGAGGCCCGGGACUUUCCAUGGUAGAGGCCACCGCUGUGCAAAACCACGGUCGCAUCACGCCUCAGGACGUUGGUCUCUGGGAAGACGGCCAGAUCGAGCCUUUGAAGCGCAUCACCACUUUUGCGCACAGCCAAAGCCAGAAGAUUGGUAUCCAGCUUUCGCAUGCUGGUCGCAAAGCUAGUUGUGUAUCCCCUUGGUUGAGUAUCAACGCUGUUGCCGCUAAGGAAGUCGGUGGCUGGCCAGAGAACAUUGUUGCUCCUUCAGCAAUUGCACAAGAAGCUGGCGUGAACCCUGUUCCCAAGGCCUUCACCAAGGACGAUAUCGAGGAACUCAAGAACGACUUUCUGGCUGCGGCCAAACGAGCCAUCCGCGCUGGUUUUGAUGUCAUCGAGAUUCACGCUGCUCACGGCUAUCUGCUUCACCAGUUCUUGAGUCCAGUCAGCAACCAAAGAACCGACGAGUAUGGCGGCAGUUUUGAGAACCGUAUCAGAGUCGUCUUGGAGAUCAUUGAUCUCAUUCGGGCAGAAAUCCCCGAAACCACACCUAUCCUGGUCCGUGUCAGUGCGACUGACUGGUUCGAGUAUGACGCUCAGUUCAAGGACGAGUUCCCUGAGAGCUGGACAGUUGAGCAGACUUGCAAACUCGCUCAGAUCCUACCCAAGCAUGGAGUCGAUCUGGUCGACGUCAGCUCAGGCGGUAUCCAUCCCAAGUCUGCCAUUGCUAUCAAGGCUGGCCCAGCUUACCAGGUAGACCUUGCCAAACAGGUCAAGAAGGCUGUGGGCGAUAGCGUUCUUGUUUCAGCUGUUGGCGGAAUCAAGACUGGACAUCUCGCUGAGGAGGUUCUGCAGUCUGGCAUUGAUGUUGUCAGGGCUGGACGUUGGUUCCAACAGAACCCUGGCCUAGUCCGAGCUUUUGCCAAUGAGCUUGGCGUUGAGGUCAAGAUGGCGAACCAGAUUGAUUGGAGCUUUAAGGGACGUGGGAAGAAUGGACACAAGAAGUCGUCGUAG
Fusarium pseudograminearum CS3096 is the source of this 1242-nucleotide messenger RNA. RefSeq lists its product as uncharacterized. Gene Ontology annotation, molecular function: NADP binding; NADPH dehydrogenase activity; FMN binding. NCBI's taxonomy places the organism in Eukaryota, Fungi, Ascomycota, Sordariomycetes, Hypocreales, Nectriaceae. The record is from RefSeq and is a predicted model, not a curated record. The transcript is spliced from 2 exons. Gene Ontology annotation, cellular component: intracellular anatomical structure. Bases 1 to 1242 code for a protein of 413 amino acids.